AUGAGAUUAUCACAAAGCUACAUUGGGCUAGGAUUAAAGAAUGGUUCAUCACUGCUUCAAAGCAAUCGGAGAAUCCUCUUGAAAACACCCCAAGUAUCUACUUAUGUUUUCAAAGGGAAAAGAUUCAAAACGGAUUCAGUUCAAUCGACAAAUGCCAAUGAUAAACUACAUAGAAUCAUUAAACGAUCAAGCUUUUUAACGAAAUUAAACUCCAAUCCUAAGUAUAAACACUACUUUGAUAAACUAUCGGAAGCAGGAGCGGUGUCUACAGUAACUUCAUUUUUAAUCUUGCAUGAAAUAACAGCAAUUAUACCACUUUUUGCAUUAUGGGGAAUACUCUAUAAUCUCGAUAUUUCAGAUCAAUACGAAAUGCCCGUAUAUUUCAAAGACCUGUUCAAUAAGUGCGGUGAGAGCAUAAGUAAAUUAGUUGGAGAAUAUGAUAAUGGGUGGGAUAGAGAUCGAUUAGUGGUUUCUGGCGCCAUAUCGUAUGCUAUAGUGAAAUUUCUUUAUCCCGUGCGAGUCCUUUUCAGCCUUUGGGCUGCCCCUUAUAUGGGGAUGUUAGUAGUCGCACCGUUUAAGAAAUUAAGGGCACUGUUUAGGUGA
Kluyveromyces marxianus DMKU3-1042 is the source of this 603-nucleotide messenger RNA. RefSeq names its product Mrx11p (gene MRX11). NCBI's taxonomy places the organism in Eukaryota, Fungi, Ascomycota, Saccharomycetes, Saccharomycetales, Saccharomycetaceae. Gene Ontology annotation, cellular component: mitochondrion. The coding region runs from base 1 to 603 and encodes 200 amino acids. The transcript has a single exon. The record is from RefSeq and is a predicted model, not a curated record.